This is a messenger RNA of Hypanus sabinus (Atlantic stingray), 3838 nucleotides long. Its product is annotated as granzyme K-like. The coding region runs from base 68 to 871 and encodes 267 amino acids. The record is from RefSeq and is a predicted model, not a curated record. Lineage: Eukaryota; Metazoa; Chordata; Chondrichthyes; Myliobatiformes; Dasyatidae. Gene Ontology annotation, biological process: proteolysis. Gene Ontology annotation, molecular function: serine-type endopeptidase activity. The transcript has 5 exons.
CAAACCACAUCCUUCUGAGUGUGUACUAAAUUACAAGUAUCCUUGCAGUGAUCAAAAGGAAGAGACAAUGAAGUUACUAUUGAAGUAUGCUCUAAAUGUUCCAUUGAUUUCUUUUCUCUUAACUCCAGCCUAUCAUGGAGAGGAAAUUAUUGGAGGUCAUGACGUUAAACCACAUUCAAAACCUUACAUGGCAUCCCUUCAAAUAUUUAGAAAACCAAGGGGGUAUCGUCACUCUUGCGGAGGAGCUUUGAUCGGACAUAACUGGGUAUUAACUGCAGCACACUGUGAAAUACCACCUAAGUACAUGAGUGUAAACCAGCCUCCUCGAGUGGUUCUUGGAGCACAUAUUCUUUCAGCAAAUGAGCAGAGUCAACAAAUACGUUAUAUUCGCAAGCAGUUUCCACAUCCACAAUACAGAAAUCAAACUCUUGAAAAUGACAUCAUGCUGCUGCAACUUGAGAAAGCAGUGACCCUGAACAAGUUUGUGGAUUUCCUGAACCUGCCGAACUCGGAAAAGGAUGCAAAAGCUGGAGAUAGUUGUAGUGUUGCAGGUUGGGGGACUACUAUUGUUGGGAAACCUCAGCCACCAAAGGUGCUGCAAGAAGUAAAUGUAACUAUUGUAGACAGGAACCUGUGUUCUAAAUAUUACGCCUACCAUCCUGCAAUAACUGCAGAUGUGCUCUGUGCUGGUGAUGAAAAAGGAGGUAAAGAUUCCUGCCAGGGUGAUUCAGGGGGUCCACUGGUAUGCAAGGGAAAAUUCAGUGGAAUUGUUUCCUUUGGAUGCAGUUGUGGGGUACCCCACAAACCAGGCAUUUAUACACGACUCUCAGAAAAGUACCUCUCCUGGAUUAAGAAGAUCAUUUCAAAAUGAAGUUUUCAGUGAUGUUCUAAACUGUUAUAAUGCUUGCUAUAAUGUCUUAGAGUCUAGUCAUGUGUUUUUUUCCUGCAGAAAUGUUAUUUGGUAGUGAAUAUAGUGGUGCUGAAGAAGUUAAGUCACCAGAGUUAGUAAAACAGACACCCCUACGCUAACAACCCAGAGACCCAAGUUUGAAUCCCUUGAGAACAACAGUGGAAUUUAAAUUCAGUUAACGGUAGGAGAGGUUAAAGAAAACAUACUGGUUAAUUUGAGUGCUGAUGAUCUCUUAUCACUGGAUUGUCACUGAAACCCAUCUGCUGCCCUUUUGCGAGAGCAGAUCCACCCUUCUCUUACUCGUUUUGACUAACGUAGCUCCUGGCAUGUAAUUGGCUUUUAAGUACCCGUUGAAAUGACUCAACACUUCUUUCAUUUGUUCCGUUGCCCUUGUAUUCAAGCAAAUAAGUAAAUCUGGAGACAGAUCCUAUGGCAUUGACCCAGCCAUUGAAUUCAAACACAACAGAAUUGGUUCAACUGCCAUUGAAUUCGUGAAGUCCUGCUCAUAAACAACUAGGGACUGGUGUCUAAAUUUUGAAAUUCACAGACUAGACAACUUUCAGCCUGAUGUAAUUACACUUACUGAAUCAAACCUUACAAGCAAUGUAUCACUACCUUUGGGCACAUCUUGUCCAGACAUAACAUAGGUCCAGCAGAGGUGGUGGGACAGUGAUAGAUUGAUUGAAAGGAACAGGAGUCCUCAGCAUUGACUACAGACUCAUGAAGUCUCAUGGCAAUAGGCCAUACAUGAGCAAAGAAACUUCUUCACAAUUACCACAGAUCAUCUUUUUCAGUUGGUGAAUCAGUGCUCCUCCUCACUGAACAACACUUAGAAAAAGCACUAAAAAUAGCAAGGCUUCAGAAUAAACUCUGUAUAAGGGUCUUCAAAGUUAAUCACCAUGUGUGGCUUGGUGACAUCGCCAAUGAUCAUAACCUGAAGGGCAAAGCUGUAAGGCUUGAGUGAAACAUCUCAAGGAAUAAUAGAAGAUUAAGACAGUCCAAACCACUGACCAUCCAUUUCUUGCUAUAGAUGCUACUGAUGCUGAGUUCUCCAGCAUUUUGUUAGUUGAACCUUCUUGAUCUCAUACUCAGCAACCUGCCUGUAGCAAAUGCAUUUGUCCAUGAUAGCUUUAGGCAGAAGCAACCAUCUUAAAAUCAUUGUGAAGAUGUUCCAUAUCUGCAACAAAGCCUCCUACUAUCAUGCUCGGGACUCUACAAAUGUGCUCCAUGGUAUAGACUGGAUACUAAUGAGGCAACUUCGCUCCAUCUCUCUCUGGCCAGCCAAUGUGAUUCCACUUCCCAUUCCCACACUGACAUGUCUGUCCAUGGCUUCCUCUACUACCAUGUUGAGGUCAGACACAGUUUGGAGGAGGUACAUCUCAUAAUCCAUUUUGGUAGUCUCCAACCUGAUGGCAUAAACAUCAAUUUCUCUUACUUUCUCUCCUCCACAACCCCCCCCCCCAAAACUUUGUCUUCCAUUUUCUCUGCGGCCCCUUUAUCAUUUUCCCCAUUCUCAGGACCUACCCAUCAUCCUCAACCUCUUCUAAUUCCCUACCUCCUUCACUCUAUUCCAUAGUCUUCUGUCCUUUCCCAUCUGAUUCCUUCUUCUUCAGCCCUUUGUCUCUUCUGCCUAUCACCUCCCAUCUUUUCAAGAAAUGUCUUUUUUUCCCCCCUCUACCAUUCUUCUGCCUUCAGCUUCUCACCGGGUUGCAUCUAAUAGUUAGUGCUCCUCCCCUCAUCCACCCUUUUAUUCCAGCUUCUGCCUACUUCUUUUUCAGUCCUGAUGAACGGUCUCAACCCAAAAUGUUGACUUUUUAUUCCUCUCCAUAGAUGCUGACUGACCUGUUGAGUUUCUCCUGCAGCACUUGCCCAAAAGUGGAAUCAAGACACCUAUUUAAACACACUGAAAUUAAAAGGGUCAAAGAGAAAACACCACAGUGGUUGGAGCCAUUUCCCCAAUGAGAGAUUAUGGUGAUUGUAUUGGGUCAUCAUCCAAGUUCCACAUCACAUCUGGUAGAGUCCAAAGCAUAACCAUCUCCAGCUACUUCAUCAAGAAAUUUGAGUGUUUUCUGAUGAUUACACAAAGUUCAAUUCCAUUUGCAACUCUUCAGAAAAUGAAGUUGUCCAUUCCUGCAUACAACAACAGCUGGUCAUAUUGGUAUGAUUCUCAUCAACUGAUAGAAAACUAAUUUUAAAAAUCCCCACUCCUGGUACUUGGAACACUUGAAAUGAAAGAAAAUUGCAAGUGUAAACAGGAGAGCAGGCUGUGCUCCACCUCUGCAUGGACCACCCACCAUUAUUCCUGUGACUAUUACCCACAUUAUUCCUGUAACUAUUACCCACCACUGGCGCAUGGCCAAAUGAUUAAGGCGUUGGUCUAGUGAUCUGAAGGUCACUAGUUUGAGCCUCAGCUAAGGCAGCGUGGUGUGUCCUUGAGCAAAGCACUUAACCAUGCAUUGCUGUGCAACGACACCAGUGCCAAGCAGUAUCGGCCCUUGCCCUUCCCCUGGACAAUGUCAGUGACGUGGAGAGUGGAGACCUGCAGCAUGGGCAACUGCCGGUCUCCCAUACAACCCUGCCCAGGCCUGCACCCUGGAAACUUUCCAAGGCACAAAUCCAUGGUCUCUCGAAACUAAUGGUUGCUUAUGAUACUAUGAUUACCCACCAUUAUUCCUGUAAUUAUUACAGGAGAGCAAGUUACAUUCUGCAUUUGUAUGGAGUACCACCCAUUAUCUACCUUUUCAUUUUGCAGAUCUUUACCACUGUGUAAUUCCAAAGCUGUGUGACAUAAUUCAACCUUUCUAGCUUGCAUGCACUAAACAGAAUUGACCUGCUUUAGUGACUAUCGUUAGUAUGCUGUAAAAUGAGAUAUGUAAGUGAUGCUAUGCAUAUUAAGUGUUCUUUCACAUCAAAUAAAAGGUUUAUGCA